AUGCGUCUAUCUGCAGUGGCCUGGUUACUAUCCACUGUUUCAGUUGUGUUAGCUUCAAGUCACGGCUCAACCUCUCGGCAUCGUGAUUCAUAUAGAAGAUCUUCAACUGAACAGGCCGGAAAUUCCACUACAUCAUCCGAAUAUGACUAUGUGGUUGUUGGGUCUGGUCCUGGUGGUGGGCCCCUAGCAGCAAGAUUGGCAAUUGCCGGCUUCAAAGUGCUUCUUUUGGAUGCCGGUGAUGACCAGGGAAAUGCUACCCGACAGAUUGUGCCUGCCUUGCAGCUUCAGUCUACCGAGUAUGAACCGAUGAGAUGGGACUACUUUGUGAACCAUUACUCGAACAUGUCACGUCAGGAGGAGGACACCAAAAUGACAUACAGGACUCCUGGAGGAGACCUCCAUGUCGGACCUAAUGCACCUGAUGGAUCUGAGCCUUUAGGCAUCAUGUACCCAAGGGCUGGAACCUUGGGAGGAUGCUCUGCCCACAAUGCCAUGAUCACCAUUUACCCAUACGAGAAUGAUUGGGAACACCUGGCUGCUCUCACCGGUAAUGAUUCGUGGUCUGCCUCAAACAUGCGUGGAUACUUCGAAAGACUGGAGCGCAACCGAUAUUUACCCAGUGGUCUGUUGGGCCACGGUUUUGAGGGAUGGCUCACCACAAGUUUAACGGACCUGCGUCUUGUCAUUGAGGACCAGAAGCUUCUUUCCUUGAUUCUUGCCGGCGCGACAGCGGCAGGACAGGGUUUGCUGGGGAAAAUUAUAGACACUGUCACUGGGCUUGCAGGUGUGCUUCUACGCGAUCUCAACAAUGCUUCCCCAACCCGCGAUUACGACACUGGUCCAUACCAAGUACCUCUUGCUGUGGAUGUUCCGGAGUACAAGCGUACAGGUCCCCGAGAGUUCCUCAUGAAGACUGUCAAUGCUGUUAACUCAGACGGAUCUCGAAAGUAUCAUCUUGACAUCCAGUUGAACACUCUAGUGACCAAGGUCCGGUUUGAUACUUCCGGACCUAAGCCGCGUGCUCUUGGUGUGGACUAUCUCCUGGGUCAGAGUCUUUAUCGCGCAGACCCUCGUGCAUCUCGCACAGGCUCCAAGGGCACGCCGGGUAGCGUUAAUGCUGCCCGCGAGGUUAUUUUAUCCGCAGGCUCAUUCAACACCCCUCAGUUGUUAAAGCUGAGCGGAAUUGGCCCGACAGAGGAACUAUCUGACUUGGGUAUUUCCACCUUAGUCAACUCCCCUGGUGUCGGUUCCAACCUCCAGGACCGCUACGAGAUUGGAACCAUUGGAAAGUCCCCAACUGAUUUCGUUCUCACCUCCAAAUGCACCUUUAUGUACACCAUGCCCGAUCCCUGUCUGGAACAGUACGAGAACGAUCCUUUGUUCAAGGGUACAUAUACCACCAACGGAAUCGCUAUUGCCAUCAUCCGCAAGUCAUCCGUUGCUGAAGAUGAGCCAGAUCUUCUGAUAUCAGGAGCCCCCGUCAACUUCCCUGGUUAUUAUCCCAACUAUUCCUAUGAAGGUCUCAAGGAUGCUCAGCAUUGGACUUGGAUCACGUUGAAAUCACGCAGUCGCAACAACGCAGGUACCGUGAAGCUGCGCUCCACCGACCCGCGUGACAUGCCCGAGAUCACCUUCAAUUCAUUCGAUUCCGGCGUGACAGAAAAUGACGCCGACGAGAAAGACCUUCAGGCUGUUUAUGAAGCGGUGGAGUUUUCUCGUACUAUCUUUGAAGAUCUCAUUCCUCUCGACGGUGGAUUUGACGAGGUCUGGCCGGGGCCCAAUGUGACAACGGAGAGCCAAGUCAAGGACUUUAUCAAGCAGGAAGCUUGGGGUCACCAUGCCUGCUGCACUGCUGCCAUUGGAGAGGACGGUGAUGAAAAUGCCGUGCUGGACUCGGACUUCAGAGUGCGUGGGGUUGAUGGUUUGCGUGUGGUUGAUGCAUCGGUAUUCCCUAAGAUUCCCGGAUAUUAUGUCGCGUUGCCGAUUUACAUGAUCAGCGAGAAGGCUGCCGAGGUAAUCAUUGCUGACGCUAUUUGA
Messenger RNA from Penicillium nucicola, 2037 nucleotides. RefSeq names its product GMC family oxidoreductase. NCBI's taxonomy places the organism in Eukaryota, Fungi, Ascomycota, Eurotiomycetes, Eurotiales, Aspergillaceae. Gene Ontology annotation, molecular function: flavin adenine dinucleotide binding; oxidoreductase activity, acting on CH-OH group of donors. The transcript has 3 exons. The record is from RefSeq and is a predicted model, not a curated record. Bases 1 to 2037 code for a protein of 678 amino acids.